UUCUCGCAAUUUACCGCGUGAUCAAAAACAUGUCAGCCACCAUGUGUGCCUUCGUUUUUUGUAAAUAAGGCGUCGGAGUGUCUUCGUUUGUGUAGAUCAGCCUAAAACUACACAAUUAAAUAUUGUUGUCAUACUCGUGAUAUAAUCCUUCAUGGCUCACAUCAGAGAAUUAGAAGGCGUGAUGCACGGACCUCGCAUUCUUAGUGCGGAGGAGCUGAGUGCACACAGGUCUGAACGCCAUCAUAACAGAGUGUUGCCGGACAGAGGUGGUGCAAAAGACUCUUUACCAGAUGACUCGUUGAUGCAUGCACAACGUCUUCAACAGGCACAGACCGAGAUGAAAGUGCUGCUUGAAGAUGAAAGAGUUAACAAAGUGUUAAACCUUUCACAAGGCACAUGGGAUCCAAAAGCACAACUUGUGGAGGUCACUAAAUGCACGGGCAAAUUUAGUAAGCAUUUUGGUCAUGUUGGCAACAAUGGGAAAAUGGUACUUCAGCCAGAAGAAGCUUUGUUUCUAAUUGACACUGGUGACAUGGAGGUAUGCUUCAAUGAUGUGCCAAUGUCUCUCCAAGAAGCAUACUUGCAUAUUCUGCCAACGACUGCAGCACUUAACAGAUAUUUUGUUUAUGGCCAUCUGUCACGGCUAGGGUUCAUUGUCUUACCCCACCAGGGAAAGUCUUCAUUUACUCGUUACGAAAGGCACAUUCGACUUGAUCAGCAUGUCAAGGAGAAAAAGACAACUCGCCCAUUGUGUAUAGAUUGUGAUGGUAAUGAGGCAGCAGACUCCAGUGAACACAGCAUCUCAAGUCAGGCAGAGAAUUUCGAUGUUAAGCAGGUGGAAAUACUCUCGAGUGACGAAAUUAAUAAAAAAAAGCAAAAGCUAACCUCAGUGAGGGCAAACACAGAGGUUUGUCACACGGACACUUUAAGCACGCCCCCUAAGACAUACAUAAAACAAAUUGAGAGCAUCAAAAAGUUUAGUAGCAUCUAUGUACCUGACCUAGGUACUCUAGUAGGGAGUCGCCUUACGAUGCCAAUUCCGGACGUGAACCUUCUGCCAAGGAAUACGCUAGUCACUGCAGAGACCUGCACUCUCAAUAUGGGGCGACUUGAAGUCGAAAGGCAAAAGCGCUUCAGUAGAACUUGUACACGUCACGAUGUACGCAUGCACAGGAACCGAUGCUCACUGUGUUUGUCUGAUGAGAGAUUCAGUACUGCCAGAGGUAAACCAUCACAUCGGAGAGAAGAAAUAAUGGCUCAACCUUCAAAAGAGAUUAGUCAAUGUAACAGGCAACCACCUGUUCUGGUAGGCUGCGAUUUUCGGGAAGAAAAUCAAUCAUGUAUGAACAAGAGUAAGUUGGUCACUCAUUUUCAAGCCAACAACCUACCAUAUGAUACAUGUGUAAAUCCAACUAACUGGAAGCAAUACAAAAUACAGAAGCUUAAGAAGAGUACUGUAAUUGAUGUAAAAGAAUCUGAGGCGAAUCAUCAGUUGAAGAGGUUUGGCUGCUUUCCUCUCGUUAGAUCAACGACGCAAAACUCAAUUGAAGACAUAUUGGUUAGUCUCGACAAAGUCAAGAGUAUCACUCCUGAUUUCAAGAAAAUAGAAAGCGUACCAUUUAAGGUAAAAAACAUAGCAGUGGAUUUUGAUGUUUACCUCCCAAGUCAGCGAUUUAAGAAAAGUUCUCCUGGCUUACCAAUCCACAGGAUCUGUGUGAGAAGUCAUGAACAGCCACUACCUAGUCUACUUCAGCUGAGUAGAUUACAGUCAAGCUUAGCAGAUGACGUACCAAUUCAAUGGGCAGUAGUGGAUGGUGGACACGUCUGUUUCUAUAGCUUGCAUGGAAUCAUCGUUCCAUCAUUGGAUGUCAGCAAUUGAAUUCAUGGCUAAAGUAGCACUGCAAGUAUUUUUACAAUAAAUGAAAUAGGACUAUUAAGUAUUAAAAUAAUUAUUUUUAUUCAGGUAGCAUUCGUAGAAUGACAAUAGUAUCCGACAGUAAUGUUGGUUUCAAUCUUGACAGUUUGAUCACUAGUGCUCAUAUUCAGUAUGUACGUUAAA
Priapulus caudatus is the source of this 2059-nucleotide messenger RNA. RefSeq names its product tRNA-splicing endonuclease subunit Sen54-like. NCBI's taxonomy places the organism in Eukaryota, Metazoa, Priapulida, Priapulimorpha, Priapulimorphida, Priapulidae. Gene Ontology annotation, biological process: tRNA-type intron splice site recognition and cleavage. The transcript has 8 exons. The record is from RefSeq and is a predicted model, not a curated record. Gene Ontology annotation, cellular component: tRNA-intron endonuclease complex. Bases 152 to 1879 code for a protein of 575 amino acids.